AUGUUCACCCUAACUCCAAAUCUCUCGAAUUACUUCGACAUUGAGUCCAAGCUCAUUAGCCUUGGUCACCUUGCUGGUCAACUUGGAGGAUUUGUUGGUGAGAGUGAGAGUGUUAAGAAAGCCGUUGUGAAUGCUAUUAUCGCUAAAAUUAACAGUAAUGAAGAGCUUAAACAUCUUUACUCUUCUCUUGUUACUAACCUUUCUGAGUCUGUCAAGCCUGCUGACCAGGCUGAUGACACCGAUGAAAUUAGUGAGCUUAGUAAGUUAGUUACUGCAGAAAUUCAGCGUCUUGAACAGCAACUUAAACAGCCUAAUAAACAUCCUAAUAAUCUUCCUUCUUGCCCCUCUCCCUCUGCUGACUCAGACAAAUUGCAGUCCAAGUUGGAGGCUUUGAAGAAAGUGAAUGAGCUUUGUGGAUUUUUGACUAAUCUUAAUAAUCAUCCAAAUGAGCCUAAAAAGCUUUUAGAAAACCUCUGCACUGGCCUCGAAAAAUUCCUCGGCUUCAACUCUGACUCCAAAGGCUACGACGGCACUGGGAUAGUGUACUCCGACUUGGAUAGGCUGUGUGACGGGGUGAUGGCGUUUUUGUAUCAGGUGCUUAAAGACGUCAGCGAGAAACAGCCUUACAGUGUGGGUAAAACAAUACUAAAUGACAUUGUUAAUGAGCUUAAAAAGAAUUUAUCCACCGGGCGUAAGGGUUUUGAGGUUAUUGCGCAGGUGGCGCAGAGGGUGCGGGGGUAUAAUGAGAGAGUUAAGGAGGGGAAUGAGAGGGUGAAAACCGUAAUCGGAAAAUUGUUUGACAAGAUAAAUGAGACAGGUAUGUGGCGUAAGAGCAUUAAUGCUAUGCAGGCAUCUGAUAAUUUAAAUCAAGCGGAAGAGGACGUGAAGUCGGCAGCGUUCAUGGUGAAGGAGUGUCUUGAGACCACUGAAGUAUUCACUAACGCAUUAGAUAUUGUUCAUCCUGAUAACCGUGACAUGAAAAAUUCCAUUAAUGACUUAAACACUAACUUACGUGAUAACGUUCUUAAUGCACGAAUGACGAUUGAGCAUGAGAGUGAGAGGCUCGCUGCCCUUUCCGCCAAGGCGUGGAACGACCUAGCUGGCAUGACGAACAAAACGCGUGAUGCAUUGAAUGAGCUGAAAACAAACGUUACUAAUGAAAUCAGCGAUAAAGUAUUAAAGCUGGUCGUGCUGUUGAACCAAAAGGUUCUGGCAAUUAGGAAUCAGCUUAUAGAGAUUGAAAGAGAUUUGGGGCACUACAUUCAUCAGUUGGAAAAUUGGAUGGACAAGGCGAAGAAAUUGAUUGAUGACGUGACCAAUACGCACAUUAACGCUAUUAUUAACCACGGUGUCGGUUACGUUAAUCAUAAGAAACUGGAAGAUAUUGCGGAUGAAAUUAGGAGAGGAUUAAACGCGGCAAGGAACCAUCUCAAUGAUAUGGUAACGAAAGCGUUGGAGCAAGUGAAAGCGAUGGACGCGGCGCUUAAAGGGGAUUUGUAUAAGGUGAAGCAGGCAAUAGGGGAGCAGGUUAAAAAAAUCCAACAGGAGAUUAGGUCGCUUGGAAAUCAGUUCAAUGGGGGUAGCGGAACAACGCCGGAUAGCAUUGAGAAGAUAAUGAAGCAUAUAAAAGAAAAGAUAGACGAUAUUGAGGGGCACGUUGGUGAAUCCAGAAAGCCAGGAUCCGCCAGCGGGGCGGAUGCAAGUGUACAACAGAAUUGGGAUGCGUUGAAAGCAAAGAUGACGGAGCUUCUUGGGGAUAUAUAUGAAAGAUCAUCUGCGGCAAAAAUGAAUUAUCUCGGCAAAAUCGAGAAAGGCGUGACGGAGUAUGCUGCAUUGUUCAAGGAUACGACAGGAGGUAAUGGGUUUAACAAAAGAGUUGAUGAGUGGGUGGCGGAAAUAAUUACGAAAGAACCAGUUAAAGGAUUGCUUACAGAGUAUGUUAAACAGAAUAGGAGCAUUGGGUUUUUUAACGGUUACAUGAGUGAUAAGGGUCCUGAUAGAUUACGUAAUCAUGUCACACCUAUACUGAAAUUGCAAAUCACGGAAAAGCUUCAAGAGAUUAAGCCAAAAAUUACUUUUGGCACCAAACCUAACGUGGAGGGGUACUUGUCAUAUGUAACGGACUAUCUUUCCGAGUUUUCAAAAAACGCUAUGAGUAAAGAAGAUGGUAUAGUUACAGCAAUCUCUAGCGUAGUGCAACUUGAUGUUCAGUUGGUAGCGUCUGCUGACCACAGGGGGCACCGAAAGUUCUAUCUCGAGCUCGCUGUGCGUGCCACUCUAUCCGCUCUAACAUUCAUUGCCAAGCAUAUUGCCUACCAAUUGGAAUCAUUUGCUAGCACAAACACAGAUCUUGGCACCAAGUUGCCGGCAGCUAUUAAGCAAGUUAAAUUGAUUAGCCAACAAUUUGAUCCGGGUAAUUCUUUCGGCGCUAAGAUUGAUAGAGCGUUGAGCAGCGUACAAUUAGAAGUUAAGACCCUGCACAGGCAGCUGAACUCGGCGCUUGAACCCGGCGUCUCUAGCGCUAGCAACGCUAAAUUCGUCGACACCGCUAUCUCGGACAUGAACAACGUGGCUAAUGAUCACAUCGGUACGACUCCGCUGCCAGGUGGAGGCACGUCAAACGAGAGAAUUUCCGAGCUCGGUAGAAAUGGUUUUGAAAAAUAUAAACAGCAAGUUAAUCAAGAUAGCCUUAUUCAAGGGAACCCAGAAAAGUUUAGCGGCGUCCUACCCGCGGCCAUCGGUGAGAUUAGGGAUCAUGGUUUCAAAGUAUUCGAAAAAAUGUUAACCGGCACAAAACCUGAUGAACAGCAUUCUAUCGGACAUCUCGAGCAAAUGAAAAGCAAUCUUACCAAUUUGAUAGCGGCGUUUUCGGCUGCAGGUAAAGCUAUCGAAGCUAAUUUAGGAAAUCUAAAAGAAGGUAAUAUUACAAACGAUCUGAAAAUAAUUAGAAAUCAAAUCGACACCCUUCGUACAGUCGAUUUGGGAAGAAUCAUCAAGGAUGCCACAAAAUUUCACAGUUUCGCCACGACACAAUGUGAGGAAACCGUCCAAACCCUUACGCGACACGUCGACAAUGAAGUGGAGUCCGCCCUCUCCACCCUCACCACCGCCGCCCGCCGCAACUACGUCACCUCCGUCAAGGCGCUCCUCACCGCGUUCGCGGACAAGGUCGAAAAGGAGUUGGAGGGGUUGCCGGGGGAGAUUGACAAGGAUUUGACGAUCGGGUACAAGGGGUUUAUGAAGACGUUGGGAGACGGAUAUACCAAAGGAACUAUAACAAGUAAUAAUAUUAACUUGCUUAAAAGUCUAGCAACACUUUUUAAAUCAAAUGAAUAUAAUGCGAGAGAUUUUUCCGAUUUGGCGGAGGCAUUCUAUGACUUCUUCACGCCAGUCAAAAAGUAUGUUCUGCGAGAGAUAAGCAGCGUGCAUGGCAAAGAAAAUGAGAAACGAAAUCGGAAUCCUUCAUCAAAAGAGACCUUAUACACCAAUAAGUUUAAUGAUAUCUGCGCGGCACUUGAAUCCUUGCUCACUCAUAUUAAGGACAAAAAUAAAUAUGAUAGUGAAGUGCCUAAAAUGCUUGUAAAACUUACUUCUAAGAUCACUGAGCUUAAGCCAGAAAACUUCGAUAUGCAAAAUACUCCAACGAUGGACAGCGUUUCCCUAGGACUUAACGACUUUGUCAGUGAGCUGGAAAAGGUCUACAUAUCGGCGUAUGACGGUCAGAAAUAUGAGAAGGACGUGUACAUAUAUAAACAGCGCGUUGACACGAGAGGAAAGGUUGAGAUACAUGAGGUGACUGAGUAUGGUAUGAACUGCGCGAAGGUGUUCCUUACCGCCCUGUCGACACUGAGUUAUGACUUUCAGACUUUGGGAGAGAAAUGUAAAGGUUCGCAGUUCCAAACUAUUUACGCAUCCAACGAGAACAUAACGAAUGUCUUAGGUGACUAUCUUAUCAGUCGCGGGUACAAGGUUUCUAUGUCUCGUGAGUCACAUGAGGGACAGUUGAGGAAUGAGCCAAAGUGCGCCGGUCAAGCCAUAUAUCUGAGUAAGCUGAACGAACAAAUCAAAACCGCUGUAAAUCUGAAACAGGUCGAAGCGUGGAAAGAAGAACAGAAGAAAGAAAAUAAGUUCACUCAUCCCCGCGAUGCUGAUAGUAAUAAGAUUAAUCUCCUCGACAUUCUCGAUUACCUGCAGUAUUGCCUUGAAACCUACUACCAAGUCCGCCACUAUGCUACCUUUUUCUCUAAGAAGCAGCCGUGCUCAGUUUAUGAAAUGCUCUGUUGGCUGUCCGGGAUGCCAUGCAAUAACGCCUACGAGGAGCUGUUAGGUGACGGCCUCAGUGAUCCGUUCAAGGAUCCAAGAAAGCAGACAAAAGAAGUGGCAGGCGAGAGUGAAUUCACUGUGGAAACGCCGGAAUCUUUGUACCUGGAUGCAUCCCCCAAAACGAUGAAAUAUGCAAAUACUGUGCGAGUUGUGCGACAUCUUUGUCCAAUCUCUCACGACCUGCUGACGAUCCUCCUCGGUCACGGUGACGCAGAGACCACGUACGCGGUUGACUUCUCCAGCAACGCGAUGAACUUACACUAUCCUCAGAAGGGCGAAGAUUGCCUCCAGAUGCUGCUCGAUAUAUUGUGCCGUUUGCUACCGCAGCUGAGAUACUUACAUGAAAAAUGUAAGCUAGGCACUGAGCACGGUGGUUGGUACAGCUGCAAGUACGGCAAAGUUAUCAAGACAAGCAAGUGGCCAUGUUCCGAUCACUCAAGCGACGAAGCAAAAGACAAAGCAACGUGCCAACCAAAAUCACCACUUCAAUCAUACCUAAACGACUGCUUACCAGGUCACCUACCUCAUCGAGUGGAAUCAAUCGGAUGUAACGCCGUAUGUAAGACGUGUCCUGGUAGUAAGCCCGGAAUGCCCUGUUUGACGCCUCUUGGAUUCAGAGGAUUCUCCGGCAGUACCAAGAGAGGCAAAGACAUAUGCACCGUGCUAACCAAGUUCUUUGACGAGGUGGACAUCUCAUGCCUCUUCGCCCUUUCUGUCAAACCGCCACGCACGUUGCCGGAACACUUCGGAUUUACGUUGUCAUUAGUUAAUGGGUGGCAUACAUCCAACAAAUCGGGUUUCCGUAAUGUGUUGCAAGAUACCUUCGAUAAUGCCAUCUACAAUUUAUCUAUUCAACUAGCAGACAAACAGGGCACACUACCAGAUGCGUUGCGUAAAGCGUAUGGCAGCGAUCAGGAAAGUCAUUCUAGACAUGAAACAGAUUCUGCUGACCUGGUCAGUUUGUCAUUAAGAAUGCCAUGUACCGGUGCGGAUAACCACUGCGCUCCUUACGUAUCCACUUCAUGCGUCGACAUAUAUAAUUAUCUCCCAUACAAACACGCCAACCUCUACCUCUCCUGGGCCAUCUACCUCCCGUGGACAUUCUGGGACCUGCUCAACAAUCUCUACAAUUCUUUCUGCUCCAUCAACUGCCAGGACUGGGGAUGCCGUGGAUGUCUGAGGGGGGAUAAGUGCAAGAAGGGAUCGCAUGGUGUUGUUGAUAAAGAGAAGCCAUCUGCUGAUUGCCAAUGCCCUUCUAUCGUCGACUGCAAAGGUGUCGCACCAACGCUCUACCAGUAUGGUUUCGUCUUCGGUGAAGCGUCGACGCUGAAUGACAGUCAAUCGCCGAAGAAGUGUUCCGAUUUCUGUAGUCAGUUGAAGAAUGUGCUUAAAUCGCAGUAUUUCAAGAAGCUGUUUGAAGAAUGCGACAACUUCUUAUGGAUCAUCAGACAACCGUUCACCUACCUUGUCCUUGCCCUCUGGCUCCUCUCUUUAUUGUACCUCCUCCACAUCAUGGUCAUCCGCCUCGACCUGCUCCACAUCAAAUCGCAUCUACAUAGUCCCUCGACUCAUCGCAUAGCUGCUCAAUCAUUGCUCGCCGCGGCACGUGUUAACAAGCUUAACAGAGUGUUUUACCUGCAACCGUAA
Messenger RNA from Babesia bigemina, 5970 nucleotides. RefSeq lists its product as hypothetical. The transcript is spliced from 2 exons. Lineage: Eukaryota; Apicomplexa; Aconoidasida; Piroplasmida; Babesiidae. The coding region runs from base 1 to 5970 and encodes 1989 amino acids. Gene Ontology annotation, molecular function: metal ion binding. The record is from RefSeq and is a predicted model, not a curated record.